UGCGCAGGCGCGGUGCGGGUGCCCGGGGGGUGGCUGGCGGCCCUGCGGAGACAUGGCGGGUGUUGGCACGGUGUCGCGGCUGCUUCGCUCGCGGCGUCUGGCGCUGUCCGGGGCGCAGUGGCCCGCAGGAUUCCAGACCCCGGCCCGUGGCUUCCAAUUCACUGUCAGCGGCAGCAAGAAGGCAUCUGCCAAAGUGUCAGAUGCGAUCUCUACUCAGUACCCAGUAGUGGAUCAUGAAUUUGACGCACUGGUGGUCGGCGCUGGCGGGGCCGGCUUGCGAGCCGCGUUUGGCCUUUCUGAAGCCGGGUUUAACACCGCGUGCCUCACGAAGCUCUUCCCCACCCGGUCCCACACUGUUGCAGCACAGGGAGGCAUCAAUGCUGCUCUGGGGAACAUGGAAGAGGACAACUGGAGGUGGCAUUUCUACGACACCGUGAAGGGCUCCGACUGGCUGGGGGACCAGGAUGCCAUCCAUUACAUGACAGAGCAAGCGCCUGCAUCUGUGGUCGAGCUAGAAAAUUACGGCAUGCCAUUUAGCAGAACAGAAGAUGGGAAGAUUUAUCAGCGUGCAUUUGGUGGACAGAGCCUGAAGUUCGGGAAAGGCGGCCAGGCCCACCGGUGCUGCUGUGUGGCUGAUCGAACGGGCCACUCGCUCUUGCACACCCUGUAUGGACGGUCUCUGCGAUACGACACCAGCUAUUUCGUGGAGUAUUUCGCCCUGGAUCUGCUGAUGGAAAACGGGGAGUGCCGCGGCGUCAUCGCGCUGUGCAUAGAGGACGGGUCCAUACACCGCAUACGAGCCAAGAACACUGUUAUUGCUACCGGAGGCUACGGGCGGACCUAUUUCAGCUGCACAUCUGCCCACACCAGCACGGGAGACGGCACAGCCAUGAUUACCAGGGCUGGCCUACCUUGCCAGGACUUAGAGUUCGUCCAGUUCCAUCCCACAGGCAUCUACGGAGCCGGCUGUCUCAUCACGGAGGGCUGCCGUGGAGAGGGCGGCAUCCUCAUCAACAGCCAGGGUGAGCGCUUCAUGGAGAGAUACGCCCCUGUCGCCAAGGACCUGGCGUCCAGAGAUGUUGUCUCUCGGUCCAUGACGCUGGAGAUUCGUGAAGGAAGAGGCUGCGGCCCGGAGAAAGAUCACGUCUACCUGCAGCUGCACCACCUGCCCCCCGAGCAGCUGGCCAUGCGCCUGCCUGGCAUCUCCGAGACGGCCAUGAUCUUCGCCGGCGUGGACGUCACCAAGGAGCCCAUCCCUGUCCUUCCCACGGUGCACUACAACAUGGGCGGGAUUCCCACCAACUACAAGGGGCAGGUGCUGAAGCACGUGAACGGCCAGGAUCAGGUUGUGCCGGGCCUGUACGCCUGCGGGGAGGCCGCCUGUGCCUCAGUGCACGGGGCCAACCGACUGGGAGCCAAUUCCCUGCUGGACCUCGUGGUCUUUGGCCGAGCCUGCGCCCUGAGCAUCGCAGAGUCUUGCAGGCCUGGAGAUAAAGUUCCUUCAAUUAAGCCAAAUGCCGGGGAGGAAUCGGUCAUGAAUCUCGACAAGUUGAGAUUUGCCGACGGGAGCAUAAGGACAUCAGAACUGCGCCUCAGCAUGCAGAAGUCGAUGCAGAGCCAUGCUGCAGUAUUCCGUUUGGGAAGCGUAUUACAGGAAGGCUGUGAGAAAAUCAGCCAGCUCUAUGGAGACCUGAAACACCUGAAGACAUUCGACCGAGGCAUGGUCUGGAACACGGACCUGGUGGAGACCCUGGAGCUGCAGAACCUGAUGCUGUGCGCCCUGCAGACCAUCUAUGGUGCUGAGGCCCGCAAGGAGUCACGGGGGGCUCACGCCCGGGAAGACUUCAAAGUGCGGAUUGAUGAGUACGAUUACUCCAAGCCCAUCCAGGGACAGCAGCAGAGGCCAUUCAAGGAGCACUGGAGGAAGCACACGCUCUCAUACGUGGACACGAAGACUGGGAAGGUCACUCUGGACUAUAGGCCCGUCAUCGACAAGACCCUGAAUGAAGCUGACUGCGCUACAGUGCCCCCCGCCAUCCGCUCCUAUUGAUGAACCCCGCCCUCCCAGAAACGGCUUCUGCAGUCACUUCACAGCCCACCAGGUGUUUCUGUUACGUCUGUCGUGUUAAAAUCUUGUGUUCUAGCUGGGCAUGGCGGCGCACGCCUUCAGUCCUAGCACUCAGGAGGCAGAGAGAGGUAGAAUCCCUGUGAGUUUGAGACCACCCUGAGACUCCAUAGUGAAUUCCAGGUCAGCAUGGGCUAGAGCGAGACCCUACCUUGAAAAACCAAAAAUGAAAAAGGAAGAAGAAAAAGGAAUCUUGAACAAGGAGUCACCUCGUAGGUGGUCGUCCAGCAGCCUCCACUUCUCAGCGUGAGGGACACCCACACCCGCCUUUGUCCCUUCUUCCUCGGGCAGUAAGAGAAACAAAUACAGUUCUUAAAUAUGAAUGAACAACCUUUGACUUCUAAAUAAAACCUAGUAGUGUUUGACGUGAAA
Messenger RNA from Jaculus jaculus (lesser Egyptian jerboa), 2497 nucleotides. It is a transcript of the gene Sdha, whose product is annotated as succinate dehydrogenase complex flavoprotein subunit A. Gene Ontology annotation, biological process: tricarboxylic acid cycle; mitochondrial electron transport, succinate to ubiquinone. Lineage: Eukaryota; Metazoa; Chordata; Mammalia; Rodentia; Dipodidae. Gene Ontology annotation, molecular function: electron transfer activity; succinate dehydrogenase (quinone) activity; flavin adenine dinucleotide binding. Bases 53 to 2050 code for a protein of 665 amino acids. The record is from RefSeq and is a predicted model, not a curated record. The transcript is spliced from 15 exons.